Molecule: messenger RNA, 1113 nt
Organism: Engraulis encrasicolus (European anchovy)
Lineage: Eukaryota; Metazoa; Chordata; Actinopteri; Clupeiformes; Engraulidae
Gene: tmem198aa
Product: transmembrane protein 198a
Exons: 6
Coding region: 1-1113 (370 amino acids)
Biological process (GO): positive regulation of canonical Wnt signaling pathway
Cellular component (GO): cytoplasmic vesicle; plasma membrane
Source: RefSeq, a predicted model, not a curated record
AUGGCGACGGACGAUGGGUUCUUCCUGUUCCACAAGCUGGCGUGGGACAGCGGCGCGGAGCGCGUGCUGCGCUGCGAAGACGAGAUCGAGCGGCGCUACGAGAUCGUGCCCUCCGUCGUCUGCUCCAUGUGCUGCCUCUUCGGGAUCAUCUACUGCUUCUUUGGCUACCGCUGCUUCAAGGCGGUGAUGUUCCUGACGGGCCUGAUGUUUGGCUCGGUGGUCAUCUUCAUGCUGUGCUACAAGGAGCGCGUGCUGGACACCCAGCUGAGUGUGGAGGCCUCGGUGGGCAUCGGGCUGGGCAUUGGCACCCUGUGCGGGCUGGUCACCAUGCUGGUGCGCAGCGUGGGACUCUUCAUGGUGGGGCUGCUGCUGGGGCUGCUGGUCGCCCUGGCAUCACUAGUGGUCCUUGAGGAGUUCUACCAGCCGCGCACCAUGUGGCUGCCCCUGGGCGUGCUGCUGGGCUCGGGCAUGCUGUUCGCCGUGCUCACCCUGCAGUGGCAGCGCUGCUUCGUCACCCUCUCCACCGCCGCAUUCGGCGCCGCCGUCAUCACCGUCACCGUCGACUACUUCGUGGAGAUGCUGGCCAUGGUGCGGCACGUGUACGAGCGCGUCAAGCUGGCGCCGCGCCACAUCUGCUGGUUCACCUGGGUCAUCAUGGGCGUGUGGCCCACCCUGGCCCUCCUGGGGGUGCUGAUACAGUGGAAGGUCACCGCCGAGGGAUACUCACACACCGAAGUGUUCAUCAGCCACCAGCAGCGGCGCGUGCAGCUGAUGAAGAUCCGCCAGAGGGAGGAGGGGAAGGACAUCAGUGGCAGCAACAGCAAGAAGAAGAAGAAGAAGAAGCCAUCCCAGCAGCAGAGUACACAUCAGACCAGCAGCCACGCGGAUCCCACCAGCAGGCGCAGGCCGAACCCCAUUCGUCGCUUCGAUGGAGAUGUACUCUCACCGAGCUACAUCCAGAGUUUCCGUGAUCGGCAGGUGGAUCGGCGUGGCUACUCGCAGGGUCGUCUGGUGGGCGGCUCUCACCACAUCGUGGAUCUGGACUACGACUACGGCUCCCAAGUGCCCCUGACUGCCCCCAGCGCCUCUGACGUGCCCAACGGACGCAUUUAA